Drosophila willistoni is the source of this 2342-nucleotide messenger RNA. RefSeq names its product major facilitator superfamily domain-containing protein 1. The record is from RefSeq and is a predicted model, not a curated record. Gene Ontology annotation, cellular component: lysosome. The transcript is spliced from 2 exons. The coding region runs from base 479 to 1930 and encodes 483 amino acids. Gene Ontology annotation, molecular function: transmembrane transporter activity. Lineage: Eukaryota; Metazoa; Arthropoda; Insecta; Diptera; Drosophilidae. Gene Ontology annotation, biological process: transmembrane transport.
AAUAUGUUGUUAAUUAGCAGAGAAGAGAGAAAUUUGAAAUCAAUUUAGUUUGAUUUGUAUAGUAAUAAAGUGCGGGUGCAGACGUCACCACAAAACCUAGUUUGAAGUAACGCAACAACAAUACAAAAACGCAGAAGAAGAAGAAGAAGAGCAUCGCACCAGCAGCAGCAUUAGAAAAGACAAAGGGUAACUACGACUGCUGGUAAAUACAGUAAACAAAUGUCAUAGCAGAUAACGUAGACAAAGCAAAAAAAAAAAAAAACUACAAAAGGAAGCAAAAAAAAAAAAAGAGUUGACCACUCACACACACAGUGAGCACUGUAAACCCGAUACAACUGCAAUUUUGCAGAAAUCAGCGAUAAAAAAAAGAAAAAAAAAGCACUGAACAACGACAACAACAACAGAAACAGUAAUACAACGACCUAACAAAGCGACGGACCAGCACGGUCACUGGUCAUCGAUCAACUGCUGCUGAAUCAUGGCUCGGGAGGACGAAGAACGUAUAGUGGACAAUGAACAAGUGGUACCGGGUGGUCCGGACACGGACGUUGACGAGGAACGAAGGAUAACUAAUACGCAGGACAAUGAGUUGAACUUGCCAUCGGGUGGAUGUUGUAUGCCUUCAAGUACCAUGCAUCGCUUUCUUGCCUUGAUCUUUAUGUGCCUGCUGGGAUUUGGAUCAUAUUUCUGCUACGACAGUCCAGGAGCCCUACAAUCGGAUUUCAAGCGUGAUUUGGACUUAAGUUCGACACAAUUCACUCUGAUUUAUUCCAUUUACUCAUGGCCGAAUGUCGUUCUGUGCUUCCUUGGUGGCUUCCUGAUUGAUCGUCUCUUUGGCAUACGAUUGGGUACUAUUAUAUAUAUGGUGAUAUUGCUGGCGGGUCAAUUGCUAUUUGCCACCGGAGCAAUUUAUGAUGCCUUCUGGCUGAUGAUAGUAGGACGAUUUAUCUUUGGCAUUGGAGCCGAGUCCUUGGCUGUGGCCCAAAAUAGUUAUGCUGUGUUGUGGUUCAAGGGUAAAGAGUUGAAUAUGGUGUUUGGUCUCCAGCUGUCGGUGGCACGAUUCGGAAGCACUGUGAACUUUUGGGUUAUGCAACCUAUAUACAAUUAUGUGAGUGGUUUAUAUAAUGCCAAGAAUCAUACAGUCUUGGGUAUGGUUCUACUCCUGGCCACUGUAACCUGUGUGAUGUCAUUCCUGUGCUCUCUCAUUUUGGGCUGGAUGGACAAGAGGGCUGAAAGAAUACUGCAAAGGAAUAAUAAUCCAUCGGGCCAAAUACCGAAACUAACCGAUAUCUUCACCUUUAAACCACCAUUUUGGAUGGUUUCCAUCAUUUGUGUGGCGUACUAUGUGGCCAUUUUCCCAUUCAUUGCCUUGGGACAGAAAUUCUUCAUGGAUCGAUUCAAUUAUACAGAGGCCCAGGCCAAUACAGUUGACUCUUUGGUCUAUCUCAUUGCGGCAGUCUCGUCACCGAUCUUUGGAUUCGUUAUUGAUAAAAUGGGUCGGAAUGUCACAUGGAUUUUUAGCGCGACCAUUUCAACGAUUUUGGCUCAUUCCCUGCUAACAUUCACCCAAUUGAACCCCUAUAUUGGAAUGGUUAUAAUGGGCCUGUCCUAUUCCAUGCUGGCUGCCAGCUUGUGGCCAUUGGUCGCCCUCAUUAUACCAGAAUAUCAACUUGGCACUGCCUAUGGCUUUUGUCAAUCUGUACAGAAUCUCGGUCUGGCCGUUAUCACCAUUCUCGCUGGCAUUAUUGUCGAUCACAGCAAUGGCGAUCACAUGUGGGUGCAGUUAUUCUUCAUUGGCUGGCUGACCAUUGCCCUGAUAUCCACUGGUGUCAUCUGGGCAUACAAUAACAAACAACGAGGCAAUCUGAAUAUGACGCCGGCGCAACGGGCGGAGUUCGUUAGUGUUCAGCAUUAUCAGCAUUUCGAAUAGAGGGAGGUUUGAAUGAACGAAUGAAUGUGAGAGAAUAUGAUUCACAGGGGCAGCCGCAUUGAAUUGGUUUUAUUUUUCAUUCUGUAUUGAUUAUGAUUAAUUAACUAUAUAUGUAUAUAAGAAUACAAAAAGUUGUUCUCGAUAUGAUAUGAUCUAAUCUGAUCUUUAUCCGUGAUGAUGUCUAUAAUUAGAAUGUAUUGUGAUGGUAUUUACGAAUUGCAAUUGUUUAUUUUCCGAUAGAGAGAAAAAAAGAAAUUUAAUUCAUUUUAUGAUUAAAAAAUAUUAUAAAAAAAAAACAAAAAAAGAAACAUAAUCAAAAUACUAUAAAAAUUUUAAUAAUUUUACUUUUACGCAUAUGUAUUUUUAGACCAAUUUAUACAUUGUACAAUUAAAAGAUUAAUAUCUAACUACA